Molecule: messenger RNA, 1329 nt
Organism: Geodia barretti
Lineage: Eukaryota; Metazoa; Porifera; Demospongiae; Tetractinellida; Geodiidae
Source: the annotation of a GenBank genome assembly
AACUCCGGUACCGGCAUCGUCAACGCCAGUUACCGUGGCAACACGGGCGGAGUCUCGUUCGGCUACAACACUCUCCCCGUAAACUUCGGCUCGCCGUCGCUACUGGUAACCGAUUGCGUGUUUCGCAAUAACAGCGCCCGUGCGACUUCCGCAUUCAGAACCUCCAGUCAGGCGUUCUUUGCUCAGAUUUUCACUGGGCGUGGCGGUUCACUGGCACUCUUUGUAAACGAAUCACGCUACGAUCUCGACGUCACAAUCAGGAACUGCACCUUCACGGAGAACACAGCUCGUUCGUUUGGGGGCGCGGUCUAUCUGUUGCUAGGUGGGUUCGGGACCAGUCAUAGGGUUGUCGUCGAGAGAGCGAGAGUGAUAUCAAAUGUUGCGCAACUCGGUGGGGGAGGAUUUCAGGCGUCGUUCUUCAACAAUGGGCCCGAGGAUGCCCCUCUAAUGAUGAGAUUUGAUGACUGUCGGUUUGAGAACAACUCUGGUAUUGCAGGAGGAGGCAUAUUCGUCUUCACCUCCACUGAUGGUGGUGUAGGAAAUCUGGUUCAGAUACGUUCGACCCUAUUUACCGGUAACCGUGGUUACACGGGAGGCCCCGGCGACUACGGAGCUGCGGUGGCGUUGUCUCUCCUGAACCCUCUGGUGGAGAGGUCAAAUUUCCCUCGCCACGAGAUCACCGACUGUGAGUUCCACAAUAAUUCUGGAGCCAAUGGAGUAGUCAGUGUCGGCUACUCUCCCACGAACUUCACCGGAAGAAAUGUGUUCUCAGGAAACAAAGGAACUUCACUCAGGGUGGUGGGAGCCAUAAUCUACCUGUCAGGUGAGCUCCAUUUCACCAACAACAUCGCCACCAGUGGAGAUGAGAGUGCCCUCCACAUGCUGUCGUUCGCACAAGCCAUCCUCAGUCGAGGUCUCUUUGUCAACUUUGAGGGAAACUCUGGAAGGUUUGGUACCAGUAUCACGAUAGAGGCCACCACGACCUCCACAGUUUACACCCAGCUGGCCGGGAACCCUCAGUGUCCCUUUCUUCACGAAGACUUCGGCACUGUCCCACAGAACUGGACCAACGUGACAGUCAGAUUCACUGACAACUCGGCCACUCUCGGCUCAGCAAUCUACGUCUCUCGACUCAACACCUGCUCCUGGUUCAGCCGAAAACCUCCAUUUUUCAACAACACAUUCCUAGUCGACUGGCCCAUCUGGAUUAUUGAACCCACUAAUGUUGACACGGGAUAUACAGAGGAAGAGCAGAGAAACACGACCGUCUCAGUGCAGACUCAAGUCAAUACACUCAUCAUCAGCAACCACACCGUGAGUCACACACAC